Molecule: messenger RNA, 1470 nt
Organism: Peniophora sp. CBMAI 1063
Lineage: Eukaryota; Fungi; Basidiomycota; Agaricomycetes; Russulales; Peniophoraceae
Source: the annotation of a GenBank genome assembly
AUGCCUACCAUACCCUUUAUUGGACGAUUACGGUCGCACGAAUACCCCGCUGUCUUCAUCUCUCUGCUCUUGGUCUUCUUCGAGUCAAUCUUGCACAUCAUCAUCCCGUUCAUUCCUAAAUCUAUCAUCAACUGGUGCUACCUCAAGUCCGCGAAACUCUUCCAUCGCUACGUUUCCUCGCCAGCCCCUCCUUCCCCACAACGGCGGCUCGCAGAUCGCAUCCGCCGCGCGCGGGACUUCGAGGCCCUCUGCAAUAUCUUCGGCUACCAGCAUGAAGAGCAUGUUGUACAGACGAAGGAUGGCUACCUCCUUGGUAUCCACCGCAUCCCCGUUCGUGCGGGUGACGCUCUCCCGCGCCCUGGAACGAGUACCGGCAAGCCCGUGGUGUAUCUGCACCACGGUCUGCUGAUGAACUCGGAGGUCUGGAUCUGCACUACGGACGCCCGCCGCGCCCUUCCCUUUGUUCUCGCCGAGGCCGGCUUUGACGUCUGGCUGGGUAACAACCGCGGGAACAAGUACAGCAAGAAGAGUAACCAUCACAACCCCGCGCAUCCGAAGUUCUGGGACUUCUCGAUCGACGAUUUCGCGUGGUACGAUAUCCCCGACAGCAUCGAGUACAUCCUGCAGACGACUGGUGCGAAGAGCCUCAGCUACGUGGGCUUCUCGCAGGGGACGGCGCAGGCGUUUGCGGCUCUCAGUAUACAUCCGCAGCUCAAUCAGAAGGUGAACGUGUUCAUCGCGCUCGCCCCAGCCAUGAGCCCCGCCGGUUUGUCUGCGCCCAUCGUGGACGGACUGAUGAAAGCCUCACCCUCUCUUCUCUUCCUCGUCUUCGGGCGCAGAGCUAUACUUUCGUCCGCGGCAAUGUGGCAAUCCAUCUUAUACCCGCCCAUCUUCAACCGCGUCAUCGACGUCUCUCUGGACUGGCUCUUCCGAUGGCGUUCAAAGAACAUAUCGUCACUGCAAAAGAUGGCGGCAUACGCGCACCUGUAUUCCUUUGCAUCGACGAAAUCCGUAGUGCACUGGUUUCAGAUCAUGCGCCACGGUCGUUUCUUGAUGUACGACGAUGAUGCGUACGGCUCGCGUGGACGUUCAUAUUGCCCCGUCCGCUUCCCCACACGCAACAUCGCGACUGACGUCGUUCUCCUAUACGGCGAUACCGACUCGCUCGUCGAUAUCGACGUGAUGCGGGCUAGCCUUCCGGACCAUAACGUUGAGGUGCAUCGGCUUCAUGGUUACGAACACUUGGACGUGUUGUGGGGCGAGAAUGUGCACAAGGACGUAUUCCCGGAUGUACUUGACAGUCUGCGCAAGCACGCUGAGAGGCCAGACAUGAUCAAGUUGCUCGAGCAUGCGCUUGAGAACGCGGGUUGGGCGAGCGGGUCUCACGCGAAGGGGACGACGAAUGGACACACCAACGGCAACGGCAAUGUCCUGUCGGGAGAUGAAACAAGCACAUCAGCAGCAGCCUGA